AUGGUCAUAUCCGAUCCUGAGCCUCUUCCUCCUCUGAGCUUGGUUGCCAACCCAUCACUGUGCUGGACAAGGCGGUGUGAAGGUGAUCUCAAAAAUCUACAAGCAAUUCCACUAUGGCGUUCUCAUGACACUCCCUUGCGCUCUCUUUACCGUAUGUACGAGGCAGCGAUGGCUGGAGAUAGUAUGAAUGCAGUAAUCGGAUAUGAAGUUGAAUACUUUUGGUAUCACAGUGAGCAUUCCUGGCAGCUGGAACGGAUCCCUGACCCAAAAGACCCUGACCCCAUCCGCUAUGCAAUUCUUGUCUGUCUUGUCGAAUCCAUGCCCGAGGCUUUCAAUUUUAAGCUCAGCAAAGGGAUGAGGAGAGAUGGAAAUAACAUUCCUCCAGGUGAUUGGGAUGGUGUGAACAAUCCAUAUGCCCCUUACACUCCAGUGGCCGGGCCAGAAUGGACAAAACAUGUGGCCCCGAUUGAUAGAGACUAUCUACGAGAUGUGAUGCCCGAGAGACUGCUCGAUUCGAGGGCGACACACUGGGUACCAGCAGAAGGUAUUGAACAUAAAUACUGA
Histoplasma mississippiense is the source of this 564-nucleotide messenger RNA. RefSeq lists its product with no specific name. NCBI's taxonomy places the organism in Eukaryota, Fungi, Ascomycota, Eurotiomycetes, Onygenales, Ajellomycetaceae. The transcript is spliced from 3 exons. The coding region runs from base 1 to 564 and encodes 187 amino acids. The record is from RefSeq and is a predicted model, not a curated record.